This is a messenger RNA of Mesorhabditis belari, 1284 nucleotides long. Lineage: Eukaryota; Metazoa; Nematoda; Chromadorea; Rhabditida; Rhabditidae. The record is from the annotation of a GenBank genome assembly.
AUGAGCGAGCAACGGACUCCAAUCACGGUGGCUCCCAUUCCAACGGGCGAGAAGAGCGAGUUUUCCGAUUUGGCACAUUUAGCGGCUCAGGUAGGAGAUGGCCGCCUUCUCAAGAUGGAAGUCGAUUACACGAAGAACGUCGAUGACGCUUUGCCGAAAGCUGAUCAAAUGGCAAAGAGUGGUAAUGUGGCCGGUGCCGUUGAGUCGCUGUCAGCUCUUGAGAAGCAAUCUCGUCUUGGCUGUGACAUGAAGAGUAACACGAGGAUUGUUCAGCAUAUGGUCAAGUUGUGCUUUGACUCUCAGAAGUGGCAACUACUAAACGACACGAUUAUUUCACUCUCAAAGAAGCGACUUCUGAUCAAAGUGGCGAUUGCUCGGAUGGUUCGCGACUGCUGUGCGAUGGUAGAAAACAUGCCCAAUGAGGAACUGAAGAUGAGUUUGAUUGAUACUUUGCGCACUGUGACGGCUGGAAAAAUCUAUGUUGAAGUUGAGCGAGCCCGUCUAACAUCAUAUGUUGUCAAAAAGCUUGAAGCACAAGAAAAACUUGAUGAUGCCACCAAUAUGCUUCUCGAGCUUCAAGUGGAAUUCUUACUUGAACAAAUGCGCUUGUCGAUCGCUCGCAAGGAUCAUGUCCGAGCGGCAAUUAUCUCGAAAAAGAUCAGCACAAAGUUCUUCGCUAAGGAUCCUAAUGACGAUGUGGUUCAAAACCUUAAACUGAAGUACUAUGAACUUAUGAUCGUGAUUGGAUUGAAUGACAAUGCUUAUUUAGAUGUUUGUCGCCACUACCGAGCUAUUCAAGAGACUCCAAAGGUUCUUGCUGAUGUCGAGAAGAGCAAAAUGGAGGCAAUCUGCAAACAAUAUGAAGCCCUACUUCGCGCGGGAACUCCAACUUGUCCGGCUACUGGGGUGUUUGAAAGUUCAGAGAGUGGCAACAAACGUUGGGAAGAUCUCCACCUGCGUGUUGGCGAACAUAACAUGCGAAUGAUUGCCAAGUACUACACUCAAAUCUCAUUUGAUCGCCUUGCUGAGCUUCUCGACUUCCCUGUUGAUGAAAUGGAAAAAUUCUUGUGCAAUCUCAUCGUCACUGGAGCUAUCCCCAACACAGUUGCGAAGAUUCAUCGACCAAAUCGAGUGGUUAAUUUGCGAGCAAGAAAGGCACAUGUUGACCAUUUGGAUCAAUGGGCCCAUAAUGUGCGACAGUUGACGGAUACACUCAAUAAAGUUUCUCAUUUGAUUCUCAAGGAGGAGAUGGUGCACAAGAAUCUCGAACAUGUGUCUAUUCAU